AUGGCUUCCGAAGCAGAAAGGGAUCGACGCUCUCGCAUGGCUGUAUCCACAGUGCAUGCCCCGCCGAAGAAGGGUGGAGCAGGCGGUGCUUUUACGUGGGGCUCCGCCCACGACACCUCCAUGGACUUUGACGCCACCAGAGUUCAGCAGCACGUGGGUGUUGUGACGGCAGCUCCUCCGACCACCGUCCAGCAGCAGGCUGUCCCGUUUACCGCCAACCUGUCCAGCUCUCAGCAGUUCCCCUCCCUCGGCGCACGGACGGUGACCGCGCCGGUGGGCGCUGCCUGGAGCCGGCCGCCCCUCAUGGCCACGCAGCGACCGCCGGUUCCGCAGAUGGCCAGCCAGCCGCAGAUGGCCAGCCAGCCGCAGCUGGUGGCCCCCCCACAACCGGUGACGACCCAAACCUUCGCCUACACGGCGCAGCCAAUGACAGCUCAGCCCAUGCAGGGCAGAGUGAUGAGUGGCCAGGCCCCGCAGCAGCCUGUGUAUGCCUUCCAGAACUCCUACCCCAAUGCCGUGACCUACGCCGCUCCAGCCCCUGCUGCGCGGCCAGUGAGGGAGGUGGAGAAGGACCGCAGAUCAAGAAUGGCAUACUCGACCUACCAUCAAGCCCCCAAGAAGGGCGGAGCAGGUGGCCAGUACACCUGGGGCACGGCUGCAGAUGUCAAGGACAUUGACAUGUCCGCUUUGCCUGGCCCAGUGCUGCAGUCAAAGGUGUCGACGGCUCCCCCAACCAUGCCGCAGACAGCGCCAGCAGAGAGUUCCACCCCCUUCUCGGGGAAUUUUGAGAGCCAACAGCAAUUCCCCGCGCUGUCCACCAGCUCGGCGCCUGGGACCGCGCCGUCCGUUUGGACCGGCGCCCCGCCCGCCUCGGUCCUGGAGCCGCCAAAGGCGUCUGUGCCAGCGCCGGCCACCCAACCGGCCACCCAACCGGCGGCCCUACCGGCGGCCCAACCGGCGACCCUUCCGGCGACCCUCCCCGAGCCUGAGCCCGUCCCUGCCACGCAGAGCCCGCAGAGCGGGGAAGCCGAGCCCGAGAAGGAGGACAGCAAGAAGAAUUGCUCCAUCCAGUGA
Molecule: messenger RNA, 1074 nt
Organism: Effrenium voratum
Lineage: Eukaryota; Dinophyceae; Suessiales; Symbiodiniaceae
Source: the annotation of a GenBank genome assembly